This is a messenger RNA of Spea bombifrons (plains spadefoot toad), 825 nucleotides long. RefSeq names its product heat shock protein family B (small) member 1 (gene HSPB1). Gene Ontology annotation, molecular function: protein folding chaperone. Gene Ontology annotation, biological process: response to heat; protein refolding. The record is from RefSeq and is a predicted model, not a curated record. The transcript has 3 exons. Bases 83 to 721 code for a protein of 212 amino acids. NCBI's taxonomy places the organism in Eukaryota, Metazoa, Chordata, Amphibia, Anura, Pelobatidae.
CCAGACACCCAGAGCAGCCACAGUCUGGGCAGAGCAACGAGCACUUGUGCUAAUAGACUGCCAUAGCAAACAGAAGAAGAACAUGUCCGAACGCAGAGUGCCUUUCACUUUCCUCAGCACUCCAAGCUGGGAGCCAUUCCGAGACUGGUACCAAGGUACAAACAGACUCUUUGAUCAGUGGUUUGGUAUGCCCCGUAUCCCAGAGGACUGGCACCAAUUGCCCAGCACAAGUUGGCCAGGCUAUGUCCGUCUUUUCCCAAGCCAGUCUCUGGAUGUGGUGCCUCCUACCACACCAGCUGUUACCUCACCUGCUGCUGCCGCUGUUCCUGACUUUAAUCGGGCCCUGAGUCGCCAACUCAGCAGUGGAAUCUCUGAGAUCCGUCAGACAUCAGACCACUGGAAGGUCAGCCUGGAUGUCAACCACUUUGCCCCAGAGGAGCUGGUUGUGAAAACAAAAGACGGAAUUGUUGAAAUUACAGGAAAACAUGAAGAAAAACAGGAUGAACAUGGAUUCAUUUCUAGAUGCUUCACUAGAAAAUACACUCUUCCUGCAGGUGUUGACAUUGCUGCUGUGACAUCUACUCUUUCCCCAGACGGCAUUUUGACUGUAGAGGCCCUUUUACCAAAACCUGCCAUUCAGUCAGCAGAGAUCACCAUCCCAGUCACUUUCCAGAGCCGGGCUGAGAUUACCAAGAAAGGGGAGGAAGCAGCCAAAAAAUAAAGCCUCUGUAACAAAUUACAAGAUUACAUUAUUGGUUUUCUUAACAUGUGCCCCCAGUUUUUACAAAUGUUUUCUUUUUUGACAAAUAAAAUUAGAAAAAGAAA